Molecule: messenger RNA, 579 nt
Organism: Closterium sp. Naga37s-1
Lineage: Eukaryota; Viridiplantae; Streptophyta; Zygnematophyceae; Desmidiales; Closteriaceae
Source: the annotation of a GenBank genome assembly
AUGGCGCUCCGUCACGGCCCUCGAGGAGCAUCAGAGGAGCUAGUGCAACCCAAGAGACCGGAUCUCUCCGCUGCUGCGGUGCUCGCCCUCGUCGCCCUCCUCGCGGCGUCCCUCCUCCCCGCCGCUCACGCGCGCAAGGACGCGCUCAGCUCCGCGGACAACGCUUCCGCCACCACCUCCGCCCUCCCCGCGUUUGCCUCCACGGAUGCUGCCGUCUCCGCCGUCUCCGCCGCCGCUGCGGGUGGCGCGAGCGGCGCGGAGGCGAUCGCGGAUAUGAUUCAGCGUCAGGGCCCGCGGAUUCUCAACGUGGAGUCUUAUAACGCGGAUGAGCCUCUCCCGGAGCACCUGAAGGACAUGGAGACGCACAGGCGCGAGCUUCAGUGGAAGCCCCCCCUUACCGAUAGUGACCUCAUCUCAAAUGCUGGCAGUGCUGGGGGCCCCGGCCGCUUGCCGCUCGUCUGCUAUGCCUCAUCUCAUCUCAAAUGCCUCCUCUCAUAUGCCUCAUCUCAUAUGCCUCAUCUCAUAUGCCUCAUCUCAUAUGCCUCAUCUCACAUGCCUCGUCUCAUAUGCCUCAUCUAA